This is a messenger RNA of Acinonyx jubatus (cheetah), 1429 nucleotides long. RefSeq names its product serine protease 54 (gene PRSS54). Gene Ontology annotation, biological process: proteolysis. Gene Ontology annotation, molecular function: serine-type endopeptidase activity. The record is from RefSeq and is a predicted model, not a curated record. Lineage: Eukaryota; Metazoa; Chordata; Mammalia; Carnivora; Felidae.
AUGGUGUCUGCUGCAGUUCACUUUGGGGAUGGCAGAAUGAGACGGAUGCUCUUAGUACUGCUCUAUGUCUCCCACUCUUCUGCCAGUUGUGGCAUCCAGAAAACCAGUGUUGUGGAAACUUCCGAGGAGGGUUUGGUCAAAGACCAGGAAUUCCCGUGGGUGGUGUCGCUGCAGGAUUCCCAGUACACUCACCUGGCUUUUGGCAGCAUCCUCAGUGAGUUCUGGAUCAUCAGCAUCGCAUCUGCCUUGCAGAACAGGCCAGACAUCAUUGUCAUAGUUGGUAUAGCUAAGAUGGAUGCCAAAGUGAUUGCUCAUGAAGAGUAUCCGGUCAACACCAUCAUCAUCCAUGAGGAUUUUGAUAAUGAGACCAUGAACAAUAACAUAGCCCUCCUGAAGACAGACACGGCGAUGCAGUUCAGCAACCUGGUCCGACCCAUCUGCUUCCUUGGCAGAAAGCUGCAUAUGCCACCAGCCUUGCAGAACUGCUGGGUGGCAGGAUGGAAUCCCACAUCUGCAACAGGAAAUCACAUGACAAUGAGUAUCCUGAGGAAAAUCUCUGUGAAAGACAUCAACAUGUGUCCCUUACACAAACUCAAGAAAACAGGAUGUGGCAAUCACAUAGAGCAGGAAACCGAUGCUGUCUGUUUGGGGGACCCUGGAAACCCCAUGAUGUGCCAACUACAGCAACAGAAUCUGUGGGUGCUGAGAGGAGUCUUGUCCCACGGGGGUGAGAAAUGCCCUGGCUUUUUACUGUACCUCAAGGUGGAAGACUAUGGCGACUGGAUUAUGUCCAAGACUAAGAAAACCAGCCAUCCGCUGUCUGCCUUCCACCACUGGGAGAAUUUGCUGCCUUCACUCAGCUACAAAGAACAUUUCACCAUUACACAGAGAAAACAUUCCGGGCUGGGCCAAGGUGGAUGGUCCCCAGCACACGUGCAAGGAGAAAAAAAGGCCGACGUAUAUUCAUUGCCAGCAAACAGCUCUAGAAAGAGCCCAGACAUUGGGAGGAAAGGGUUAAGGGAAUUAGGCAGGACUUCUGUUGUGGACACACAACCCAUGUACUAUGAUUAUUAUGGCGGGGACUCUGGGGAGGGUAGAGGGCCUAUUUCAGGUCAGAACAGGUUACAUCAGCCCCAAGAAUCCUUGUUUUUCUUUGUGCUUGUUUUCUUUUGCAAUGGUAUCUAGUCUAGGAGCUAACCCUCCCAACUGAGGAGUAAGCUCAGAAUGCUGAGUGCUGGGCAGUCACAUUCUGUUUUGCUGUCUGUUUAAUGGUGAUUGUUUUUGCUAGCUGCACACCUGGGCUGCCAUGGACAGGCCCAGGGUGCACACUGGGCUGGCUCUCCCUCCUGUGUCCCACUCCCACAUGCGGGAAGGUCACUUUCAUUUGUGCUUGUGAACUAAAUGUGGGCUAACAAGUGCCAAACCAUUA